This is a messenger RNA of Octopus sinensis (East Asian common octopus), 1279 nucleotides long. Its product is annotated as ADP-ribosylation factor 1-like. The transcript is spliced from 5 exons. NCBI's taxonomy places the organism in Eukaryota, Metazoa, Mollusca, Cephalopoda, Octopoda, Octopodidae. Gene Ontology annotation, molecular function: GTP binding; GTPase activity. The coding region runs from base 285 to 884 and encodes 199 amino acids. Gene Ontology annotation, cellular component: cytoplasm. Gene Ontology annotation, biological process: intracellular protein transport; vesicle-mediated transport. The record is from RefSeq and is a predicted model, not a curated record.
ACAACAGCAGCAGCAGCAGCAGUGACUACGACUACUUGUCAAUUGGUUAUGAAUGCUGUGAAUCAGGACAGUUUUAGCUGAUUUCCUGACAAAAUUGUUGGUAUAUAAAAACCCAUACGCUCUCAUUCCAGGAACCAUUCUGUUAUGUUUCGUCCAUGAGUACUGAUAGCCAUAGGUAUUGUUAAAUUCUCAACCGGACCACAGUAUUUCUGCACAGACUGAACUGGAAGAGAAAUAUAAAUAAUAACUGAAAAAAAAAACUUACAGAUCAUAUAAAAAACAAAAUGGGGCACUCAAAUUCCACAUGUUGUGUAAGGAAAAGUAAAACCAAUGAACGUGUUCUAAUGUUGGGUCUGGACGAUGCAGGUAAAUCCAAAAGUUUGUAUUACAUGAAGCUGAAUCAAGAGAUCAAAACCCUUCCCACCCUGGGAUUUAAUGUGGAGCAAAUUGAACUGGACAGAACUAAUGUGAUUAUCUGGGAAGUUGGUGGACACAAGAAAAGUCGUGCACAGUGGCACCAUUAUUAUUCGAAUACAAUAGGCUUAAUUUACGUAGUUGACAGCAGUGAUACACUUCGGAUGGAGGAAAGUUGUAAAGAAUUUUUAGCAGUCAUCCAGCAUCCUGAAAUGCAAGGAGUCCCAGUUUUGAUAUUAGCAAACAAACAAGACAUGUCAUCGGCAAUAUCCACUGCGGCCAUUUCAGAUUAUUUCAUGCUAGAUACAACACUAAAAGACAGAAACUGGUUCAUCCUAAGCGUUUCCUCCGUAUCAGGGUUUGGCUUCACAGAAGCACUUACUCUCUUAAACGCUCUUGUCACUGAAUUCAGGAAAAGAAAAAGCUCACGAAGAAAAAGAGAGGAACUCACAGAGAUGAAGCAAAGCUAACACAUUUGGACAAUUAUAUAAGAACUUCAAUAUCUAUGUAAGCAUUUCUGUAUGAGCAUGCGUGCAUUUAAGGAUGUAGAUGAGUAUGUAUAAGUAUAAGUAUAUACUUACGUAUACAUGUGUGCAUAUGUAUGAGUAUAUAUGUACAUGUGUAUAUGUUUAAUGCUGCAUAAUGUGUUUCAUCAUCAUCAUCAUCAUCAUCAUCAUUAUCAUCAACAUCAUCAUUUAAUGUCCAUGUUCCUUGCUAGUAUGGUAUGGACAAUUUCACUGAAACUGGUUUGGACCAGUAGCUGCACCAGGCUCCAUUUUUUUAUUCUGAUAUCGUUUCUAGAGCUGGAUGCCCCUUCCUAACUGUGGCCACUCCACAGAGUGUACUGGGUGCUUUUUAUGAGGCA